CUUUUUAUUACUUAUUAAUAAAAUUAGAAAGAUUUCUAUUAAACGUCUAUGAUUAUGACAGGCUUUAGAUUUGUAAUUUCCAAUCAGUGCGCGUGACCGCAGAAGGUUGCGCAAACCAGCAGUCACGUGAGAUCCGCUGUUUUUCCUGUUUUGGUUUACACAACAAGAGUUUAUAACAGUACCCAACUUAAACGUUCAGGAAUGGCUUUAUUCGUUCUGUUAUUUUUGUUUUGUCAUGUUUUUAACUUGCAGGUUUCUUCUGCGCCAGUUAGUAAUGUAUUCAAACACCUGCAGACCGCAUCUAAAUUCUGGCAUAUCUCAGACCUGCACUUGGAUCCGACCUACCAUGUGACAGAAGACCAUACCAAAGUGUGUUUUUCCUCCAAGGGUGUUCCUGCAUUGGACCCGGGAGUGUUUGGAGAUUUCCUCUGUGAUUCUCCAUACCAGCUUAUUCUCUCAGCGUUCAGUUACAUGAAGCAAGUGGACCUGCAGCCUGAGUUCAUUAUAUGGACCGGGGACAGCCCUCCCCACGUCCCUAAAGAAGAGCUGUCCACUGAUGUAGUGAUCAAUGUGAUUGCUAAUAUGACCCGCACCAUACAGCAGUUCUUCCCACAGAUUCCUGUUUAUCCUGCCCUGGGCAACCACGACUACUGGCCACAGGAUCAGUUUCCAACAUCUGAGAAUGCGAUUUAUGAUGCUGUUGCCAAACUCUGGUCCCCAUGGUUGAACCCAGCAGCUGUGGCUACUUUGCAAAAAGGAGGCUUUUACUCUCUUGUUAUCAAACCUGGUCUGCGUCUGCUGAGUCUCAACACAAACCUGUACUACAGUCCUAAUGAAGUGACUGUAAAUAUGAGCGACCCUGCAGGGCAGUUCCAGUGGCUGCAGGAAACACUUGAGCUGUCAAGACAAAGCAUGGAGAAGGUCUAUGUGAUCGCGCACGUCCCCAUCGGUUACCUACCCUUUGCUAAAAAUACGACAGCCAUGCGAGAAAACUACAAUGAACAACUGGUCAAAAUAUUUCGCAACUACAGUGAGGUGGUGGAGGGUCAGUUUUAUGGGCACACUCAUCGGGACAGUAUAAUGGUUCUUUUGGAUCAGCAAGGUAAACCUGUGAACUCCAUAUUUGUCACUCCUGCUGUUACACCCAUCAAAAGUCAAAUAGAGCCAUUUUCAAACAACCCUGGUGUGCGUGCAUAUCUCUACCAACCUGACAGUUAUACUUUGCUGGAUAUUUGGCAGUUCUAUCUAAAUCUCACUGAAGCAAACCUGGAGCAAAGGUCCGGGUGGAAGCUGGAAUACAUAAUGACUGAGGCGUUUGGUAUCGAUGACAUUCAGCCAGGCAGCUUGCAGGAACUCGCACUUAGUUCAUCGUCCUGCCAGAAGCCGACAAUUAACGUUGACAUUUUAAUUUCUGAAUUCCUGCACAAUGCCGGUGUUUUUUUCACUUAUAAAGGUUAGUUCAUUAGGGUCAUGAUUAAUUUGUUUUGAACACCACACAAAACCUAAAGCCACACUGGGGAAAUAAACUCCACAUACGCAUGCAAUAAUUAAACAUGACAGUAUUUGUCAACAUAGAAUAGGCAUUUUGGAAGUGAACCAAGUUUUUUUUUUUUUUUUUACAGUCUAUUUAUCUCAAGUGUCUAAUUGAACUGGUCUCUGUGUGUCUGGCCAGAUGUCAACAUUAGGAGCCACAUGACCAUCUGCUGUGCAUUUAUUAUGGGUUAUGCCAAGACUCUAAUGUAUUGAGCCUCAAACUAUGACUGUAAGCAAAAGAGGCCUUGACAUGGUUUUUUAUCUUUUCAAUGUGUCCCUUGUAGUAAUGUUAUAAUAUAAUGCUGUUUUUUAUGAUUUACACUA
This is a messenger RNA of Danio rerio (zebrafish), 1857 nucleotides long. The record is from RefSeq and is a predicted model, not a curated record. Lineage: Eukaryota; Metazoa; Chordata; Actinopteri; Cypriniformes; Danionidae.